AAGGGGAGAGACCCCGCCCCCCUCGAAGAGAGAAGCCGCAGCCCCUGCAGGACAGGGGCUUGGGUCGCUAUGGGUUCCACAGCGGCCCCAGAAGGAGCUCUGGGCUACGUCCGAGAGUUCACCCGCCACUCCUCCGACGUGCUUAGCAAUCUGAAUGAGCUGCGCCUGCGCGGGAUCCUCACUGACGUCACGCUACUGGUUGGCGGGCAACCCCUAAGAGCGCACAAGGCAGUUCUUAUCGCUUGCAGUGGCUUCUUCUAUUCAAUUUUCCGGGGCCGAGCUGGAGUCGGAGUGGAUGUACUCUCUCUGCCUGGGGGACCAGAAGCCAGAGGCUUUGCUCCUCUUCUGGACUUCAUGUAUACUUCAAGGCUUCGCCUCUCUCCGGCCACUGCACCAGCUGUCCUUGCAGCUGCCACCUAUUUGCAGAUGGAUCACGUAGUCCAGGCAUGUCACCGUUUCAUCCAAGCCAGCUAUGAACCUCUAGGCAUCUCCUUGCGACCCAUGGAGGCAGAACCCCCGAGACCCUCAACAGUCGCUCCACCAGGCAGUCCCAGACGCUCAGAAGGACACCCAGACCCACCUACUGAGUCUCGAAGCUGCAGUCAAGGUUCCCCAAGUCCAGCCAGCCCAGACCCCAAGGCCUGCAACUGGAAAAAAUACAAAUUUAUUGUCCUAAAUUCCCAGACCUCACAAGCAGGAAGCCUGGUUGGGGAGAGUUCUGGUCAACCUUGCCCACAAACCAGGCUCCCUAGUGGAGAUGAAGGCUGCAACAGCAGCAGCAGCGAAGAAGGAGCCACGCCUGGUCUCCAGAGCAGAAUAUCUCUAGCUAAUACCACCGCACGAUUCAAAUGUGGAGCUCUAGCAAAUAACUCCUACCUCUUCACACCCCGGGCUCAAGAGACUUCUCUGCCAACUUCUAAGCAGGCUAAUCCACCACCAGGAAGUGAGUUUUUCAGCUGCCAGAACUGCGAGGCAGUGGCUGGGUGCUCAUCGGGGCUGGAGCCCUUAGCUCCAGGGGACGAGGACAAGCCCUAUAAAUGCCAGCUGUGCCGAUCUGCCUUCCGUUAUAAGGGCAACUUGGCUAGUCACCGCACGGUGCACACAGGGGAAAAGCCCUACCGCUGCUCCAUCUGCGGAGCACGUUUCAACCGACCCGCUAACCUAAAAACACACAGCCGCAUCCAUUCUGGAGAGAAACCUUACAAGUGUGAGACCUGCGGCUCGCGUUUCGUUCAGGUGGCACACCUACGCGCACACGUGCUCAUCCACACUGGAGAGAAGCCCUAUCCGUGUCCCACCUGCGGAACCCGCUUCCGCCAUCUACAGACCCUCAAAAGCCAUGUUCGCAUCCACACCGGGGAGAAGCCAUACCACUGUGACCCCUGCGGCCUGCAUUUUCGGCACAAGAGUCAACUGCGGCUGCAUCUGCGUCAGAAACACGGGGCUGCUACCAACACUAAAGUGCGCUACCACAUCCUCGGGGGAUCUUAACCCCUAGGGGCUGUAAAAGCUGUAGGCUUGGUUUCCCUGAUGGUCUUGAUGAUAUGGGGGUGUGCUGGGCCACCCUGUGCUGACACCUUAAUUUCGCACUGAGGAAGAGCGGGGGUGGCAGAUCCUGGCUAGAUCUGCCUCUGUUUUGCUGGUCAAAACCUCUUCCUCACGAUCCAGAUUGGGUAGGUAGGGGCUGGGGGAAAAAAAGAGAGAAACAGGGGACUUGCUCUCUUUAAGGGAACUUCCCCCUCCUUUUCAAAUGGUUUAUCUGUAAAUAUAAUUUAUUGAGGCCUGUAGUUGGUACCAGGGCCUUUAUUCUGUUUGCAUUUCCGACUUUCUUUUUCCACAAGUGUGAUAAAAAAAGACUGGAAACGCAGAAGGGGGGGGCACCACUCUGCGGGCAGAGAUACCUAGGCUUGGCCCUCUCCUUUGGCUUGAGUGUCUUACAUUGUUUUUUUGUUUUGUUUGUUUUUUUCUUUUUUUAACGUUUCUUUCUGGAAUUGCCCUUUCUUUUCCUCUCUUUGUUUGCUUGCUGGUUUACCUCUCCAGUUCUAGAACUGGAACCUUUAGUUUUCCUGGGCCCAGCCCUGAGAACAUAUAAGGUUGGGUAAGGAAUCCUCUGGUAUUUUGGAUAAUGAAAGAUCUGUUGCAGGCCAGACAUGGAAAGAAACCUUUCAGCUCUUUGAGGGUGAUGGGAACCUUUUUUGAUGAACCCAAAGUGUAAAUAAUAAGUUCCUCCGGAAGGCUGGGAAGGCAGGGGCUGGAGUCCUCAUCAUCCUAAAUGAAAGUGGGUAGUCUUCAUCAAGAAGGCCCAGCAUCAACAGUCCCAUCGAUCUAUUCACCUGGGUUCAGAUGCACUACGUCCAUCUAUCAGACAAAGCCUGCCUAACCGUUUGCACUGAACCCAUGAUCUUCUCACCGGGACUGACUUCCAUAUCUCCAUAGGGAGAGACCUGAAGAUCCUUACUAGAGAUUAUGGGACCUUUUCUUCACUGUCCAGUUUCUGAGAAUGCUAUGACUAGAAAGAAUUAAUGACAUUCCCUGACUAUGAGUCUGAGGAAUCCCUUACUGCAUGAGCAGCUGGGUUUGAAUGUCCCCUGGGACUCAGUAUGCCCUUCUUCUUUGAAUGUGUUUUUUUUUUUUUCUUUUUUCUUUUUUGUGUUGGGACAGCUUCUGGCAAGUGUCCAGAUUCCAAAAAUUUUAUCUUUCAUGGUUGCUUGAGUAGAUUCUUACCUUAAAGUCUGAGUCUGAGACUCAGACUGCCCAUCCUUACAUUCCUGUCUGGGACCAGUGAAUGUACUAGGACUUUCCACGGGAGGAAAAGGGGGGCUCCCUUCUAUGGUGCCUUUGCAGUCCUUGGAGAUUAUUGCUGGAAUUACAUACUUAAAAUCCUUCAAAGCCUGGCUGAUGGAUAGCCAAAGGGCCCUUCCACUUGAACAAGUUACCAGAUAGUGAUACAAGGUUGGUUGAGGGCUGCAGUUUCUGGUGUAGAACAUGUAGAUAAAGAUGUCAGGGAUGGAGUCCCAUGGUUAGAUGGAGUGUCUGGGAUGUUAGAUAGUAUCUGGAAGCCUUGAUUGACAGUCCUGUUCCUGUUGCCCUGGGACCUAUUUGAUGUAUAGUACUUGGGUAAACAGCAAAACGACUUGAAUUUGUAGAGCAGAGACUCCUGAAUUAAGGCAGUCCUUGUGGCCAGCAGCUGAGGACAGGUGAGAAAGCCAUUCAUUCUUCCCGUUCCCAUUUGACUCCCCUAUCACCUGAAUGCAGACUUGAACUGUGGGGGUUGUGGGAGUGGUGACAACAGCAGAGAGAUUGAGAAGGCGAUUUGAUUUCUGUUUAGCAGACUGGCUGGGCACAUGGGAAGUGCCAGGGGUGAGGUGUUAGAGCCUGCAAGAUCAGAUCCUUGGAAUAAAGCAGCUCUUCUUUGUGCCAUC
This is a messenger RNA of Mastomys coucha (southern multimammate mouse), 3422 nucleotides long. RefSeq names its product BCL6B transcription repressor (gene Bcl6b). The coding region runs from base 70 to 1491 and encodes 473 amino acids. Gene Ontology annotation, cellular component: nucleus. The record is from RefSeq and is a predicted model, not a curated record. Gene Ontology annotation, molecular function: DNA-binding transcription factor activity, RNA polymerase II-specific; protein binding; RNA polymerase II cis-regulatory region sequence-specific DNA binding. NCBI's taxonomy places the organism in Eukaryota, Metazoa, Chordata, Mammalia, Rodentia, Muridae. Gene Ontology annotation, biological process: regulation of transcription by RNA polymerase II. The transcript is spliced from 9 exons.